Messenger RNA from Hirundo rustica (Barn swallow), 1890 nucleotides. RefSeq names its product netrin 1 (gene NTN1). The record is from RefSeq and is a predicted model, not a curated record. Gene Ontology annotation, molecular function: protein binding. The transcript has 6 exons. The coding region runs from base 1 to 1821 and encodes 606 amino acids. NCBI's taxonomy places the organism in Eukaryota, Metazoa, Chordata, Aves, Passeriformes, Hirundinidae.
AUGCCGCGGAGGGGAGCGGAGGCGCCGCUGGCCCUGCUGCUGGCGGCGGCGUGGCUGGCGCAGCCCCUGCGCGGCGGCUACCGCGGCGUGAGCGUGUUCGCCGUGCAGAACGCGCAGCCCGACCCCUGCUACGACGAGCACGGGCUGCCCCGCCGCUGCAUCCCCGACUUCGUCAACUCGGCCUUCGGGAAGGAGGUGAAGGUGUCCAGCACCUGCGGGAAGCCGCCGUCGCGGUACUGCGUGGUGACGGAGAAGGGCGAGGAGCAGGUCCGCACCUGCCACCUCUGCAACGCCUCCGACCCCAAGCGCGCCCACCCGCCCUCCUUCCUCACGGACCUCAACAACCCGCACAACCUGACCUGCUGGCAGUCCGACAGCUACGUCCAGUACCCCCACAACGUCACCCUCACCCUCUCCCUCGGCAAGAAAUUCGAGGUGACCUACGUCAGCCUGCAGUUCUGCUCGCCGCGCCCCGAGUCCAUGGCCAUCCACAAGUCCAUGGACUACGGCAAGACCUGGGUGCCUUUCCAGUUCUACUCCACGCAGUGCCGCAAGAUGUACAACAAGCCGAGCCGCGCCGCCAUCACGAAGCAGAACGAGCAGGAGGCGGUGUGCACCGACUCGCACACCGACGUGCGGCCCCUCUCCGGCGGCCUCAUCGCCUUCAGCACCCUGGACGGCCGCCCCACCGCCCACGACUUCGACAACUCGCCCGUGCUGCAGGACUGGGUGACGGCCACCGACAUCAGGGUGACCUUCAGCCGCCUGCACACCUUCGGCGACGAGAGCGAGGACGACUCCGAGCUGGCCCGCGACUCCUACUUCUACGCCGUGUCCGACUUGCAGGUCGGCGGGCGCUGCAAGUGCAACGGGCACGCGUCGCGCUGCGUCCGGGACCGCGACGACAGCCUGGUGUGCGACUGCAAGCACAACACGGCCGGCCCCGAGUGCGACCGCUGCAAACCCUUCCACUACGACCGGCCCUGGCAGCGAGCGACCGCCCGCGAGGCCAACGAGUGCGUGGCCUGCAACUGCAACCUGCACGCGCGGCGCUGCCGCUUCAACAUGGAGCUGUUCAAGCUGUCGGGGCGCAAGAGCGGCGGCGUGUGCCUCAACUGCCGGCACAACACGGCGGGCAGGCACUGCCACUACUGCAAGGAGGGCUUCUACCGCGACCUCAGCAAGCCCAUCUCCCACCGCAAGGCCUGCAAAGAGUGCGACUGUCACCCCGUGGGUGCCGCCGGCCAGACCUGCAACCAGACCACGGGCCAGUGUCCCUGCAAGGACGGCGUCACCGGCAUCACCUGCAACCGCUGCGCCAAGGGCUACCAGCAGAGCCGCUCCCCCAUCGCGCCCUGCAUAAAGAUCCCGGCUGCUCCACCCACCACGGCCGCCAGCAGCGCCGAGGAGCCCGCAGAUUGCGACUCGUACUGCAAAGCCUCCAAGGGGAAGCUGAAGAUCAACAUGAAGAAGUACUGUAAGAAGGACUACGCCGUCCAGAUCCACAUCCUGAAAGCAGAAAAGAACGCGGACUGGUGGAAGUUCACGGUGAACAUCAUCUCCGUCUACAAACAAGGCAGCAACCGGAUCCGGCGCGGAGACCAGACCCUGUGGAUCCACUCCAAGGACGUGGCCUGCAAGUGCCCCAAAAUCAAGCCCAUGAAGAAGUAUUUGCUGCUGGGCAACAACGAGGACUCUCCCGACCAGAGCGGCAUCAUUGCCGACAAAACCAGCCUGGUGAUCCAGUGGCGGGACACGUGGGCCCGGCGGCUCCGGAAGUUCCAGCAGCGCGAGAAGAAGGGGAAGUGUAAGAAAGCCUAGAGGAGGAGGAGGAGAGGGAGAGACUGACUGUGCAUGCUGCUUUGUGUAGAGCUGGGGCGGGCAGGGACC